This is a messenger RNA of Anopheles nili, 600 nucleotides long. RefSeq names its product baculoviral IAP repeat-containing protein 3-like. The record is from RefSeq and is a predicted model, not a curated record. Gene Ontology annotation, molecular function: cysteine-type endopeptidase inhibitor activity involved in apoptotic process. Gene Ontology annotation, cellular component: nucleus; cytoplasm; spindle microtubule. The coding region runs from base 1 to 600 and encodes 199 amino acids. The transcript has a single exon. Lineage: Eukaryota; Metazoa; Arthropoda; Insecta; Diptera; Culicidae. Gene Ontology annotation, biological process: negative regulation of apoptotic process; regulation of cell cycle.
AUGGAAAACCAGCAGUUGAUGGGUGAGAAAUGGGUGGCGUUGCCAAACGCUGAAGCAACGAAUUGUACGAUCUAUUCCGAAGAGCUAUACAAAUCGAAGCACCUGGACACCGAGGAGGAACGAUUACGCACGUUCAAAGGAUGGCCAAGCCACGCCAUCCGGCCCAAUCUUCUGGCACGCCAUGGCUUCUUCUACUUCGGCCGUUUCAGUGAAGUGCAGUGUUGCGGGUGUGCCUUGAAGCUGCAGCAAUGGAAGGCGUGCGAUGACGUGUUGCUCAAGCACCGCUUUAGGAUGCCCUGGUGCCCUUUCGUGAUGGGGUUGGCAUCCCCGAAACAUUCCGGAUAUGUAUCGUUUGCUCGCCGCCGCGUUACGUACAGAAACUACCCGAUAGCGCUGACGCACCUGAAGGAGGCCAUGGUGCAGGCUGGUUUCUUUUAUACCGGUCACUUCGAUCGGGUUCUGUGCUUCAUGUGCGGCAAUGGAUUGCAGCUUUGGGAGCUGGACGACGAUCCCAUGGAGCUGCACGCCCAUUACCACCCGUCUUGUAUGUACGUUCGAUUUAUCAAGUACAGGGAUAAUCUACGGGCGAGUUCGCGCUGA